AUGGCACCCAAGCCUGAACCCAAACAAGAGACCAUGGACCAUGUUCAGAAGGCCAACAUGGAUGAUUUGGCCAAUAGACUUAGCAAACUCACUAUCGACGUUGCUAGAUUAAUGGAAAAGCCCAAGUACAGUCAGUAUAAUACUGGAUGGUGCUUCAUGUGCCUCUCUGAAGGCCACGGUUUCAAAGGUUGCCCCGAGACCAAAGCAUUUGUGGCAGCUGGGGUAAUCAGAUAUGACACCUCCAACAGAUUAGUUAUGUCUGAUGGUAGUCCGCUUCCUUGCUCAACAGAUGGAAGUCCAUUAGUGCAUUUAAUCUGCGAAAGAGCUAAUAUGCAUAGUGCAGCCACUCUGGAGUGGAUGAGUGAUUAUGAGCUUGCCAAUAGAGAAAUUGCUACCCUUGGUGAAGGGGAAUUUGAAGUCUACCCAGUGUAUGCAUGCCCAGGGGAGUGUGGUGACAGUGAUAAGCCCAAAGCAUCCAAGUCCAAGCCAUAUGAUUGGCCACCUUCACCAAUGAGGUGUACCAUGCCACCAGAGGAGGUGAAAACUGCACCAGCCCCCAAUUGGGCUUAUGAUUCUGAAAUGGCCACUGAUGCCACAGGAAGAUGA
This is a messenger RNA of Cantharellus anzutake, 606 nucleotides long. RefSeq lists its product as uncharacterized. The record is from RefSeq and is a predicted model, not a curated record. Bases 1 to 606 code for a protein of 201 amino acids. The transcript has 2 exons. NCBI's taxonomy places the organism in Eukaryota, Fungi, Basidiomycota, Agaricomycetes, Cantharellales, Hydnaceae.